Messenger RNA from Diospyros lotus (date-plum), 738 nucleotides. RefSeq names its product auxin-responsive protein SAUR71-like. The transcript has a single exon. Gene Ontology annotation, biological process: response to auxin. The record is from RefSeq and is a predicted model, not a curated record. Bases 123 to 494 code for a protein of 123 amino acids. Lineage: Eukaryota; Viridiplantae; Streptophyta; Magnoliopsida; Ericales; Ebenaceae.
UUCAUAUACUUACGCGCUUCCCCUCUAUUAUAUAUAUAUAUACGCGCGCGCACAACACUAUCUCUCUGUAUCUCCCAACUCUCUCUCUCUCUCGAUAUUGAUCGGCCGUUCCUUUUCCUGCGAUGAAGAAGCUGAUCCGACGGCUUUCGCGAGUGGCGGACUCGGCCCACUACUCUCUCCUCCGAUCCGACUCUGUGCGUUUCGGAAAGCGGUGGCGGUCCAGAAUGCGAUCCGGCUGCUCCGUGCCGGAGGGCCACCUGCCGGUCUACGUUGGCGAAGAGAUGGAACGGUUCGUUGUGAGCGCGCAGCUGUUGAAUCACCCGAUCUUCGUGAAGCUGCUUAACAAGUCGGCUCAGGAGUACGGUUACGGCCAGAAAGGCGCGCUUCGCAUCGCCUGCCAUGUCCUCGUCUUCGAGCGAGUCCUCGAAGCAUUGCGCGUCGGCGACCAGUCCAUACAAGAGCUGCUCGGCUCCUUGUCCGACGAUUUUUUCUAGGUUCUGAACCUUUUCAUCAUUUUCUUUUUGAUUUUGUUUCUCAGUUUUUCCUCUCGCUGUCGUUGCUCAGUGAGAUUGGAGUAGAUCUGAGUCGUAAGAUCUAGAUCGUUUUACUCCUGUAUAUAUAAUACACUGCGAUCAAUAGCAAGCUGAAGGAGUCAAGUUAGAGUCCUUUGGAAGUAUUUUGCAUUGAUGUAAAAAGGUUUAAUACUCUCAUCAAUGAAAACGCCUCUUUUAUGUUCAA